This is a messenger RNA of Spathaspora passalidarum NRRL Y-27907, 2359 nucleotides long. It is a transcript of the gene ADE4, whose product is annotated as amidophosphoribosyltransferase. The record is from RefSeq and is a predicted model, not a curated record. Gene Ontology annotation, cellular component: cytoplasm. Gene Ontology annotation, biological process: purine nucleotide biosynthetic process; purine nucleobase biosynthetic process. Lineage: Eukaryota; Fungi; Ascomycota; Pichiomycetes; Serinales; Debaryomycetaceae. The transcript has a single exon. Gene Ontology annotation, molecular function: amidophosphoribosyltransferase activity. Bases 114 to 1700 code for a protein of 528 amino acids.
CUUCUUCUUCUUCUUUUAAGAUUUCAAUAUCUUCAACGAGUUCAAGGUACUUGACAUCUCUCAAGUUAUUCAUUCAUUUGUCUAUUUUCAACAAUUAAAAACAACAGUUCACCAUGUGUGGUAUUUUAGGUGUAGUGGUUGCUGACCAACGCAAGAAUGUUGCCAGUGAAUUAUUCGAAGGUGCCAUGUUCUUACAACACAGAGGCCAAGACGCCGCUGGGAUAGUCACCAGUGGUCCAAAGGGUAGAUUCUACCAAUGUAAAGGUAACGGUAUGGCCCGUGACGUCUUUACCCAACUGAGAAUGAACAACCUUAUUGGUAACAUGGGUAUCUGUCAUUUACGUUACCCAACCGCUGGUUCCUCUGCCGGUAGUGAGGCCCAACCUUUCUACGUUAAUUCUCCUUAUGGUAUCACUUUGAGUCACAACGGUAACUUGGUUAACUCCAACGAAUUAAGAGAAUAUUUGGAUGAAGUUGUUCACCGUCAUAUCAACACUGACUCUGAUUCGGAAUUGUUAAUUAACAUUUUCGCUGCUGAAUUAGACAAGUUUAACAAAUCCCGUGUUAACAAUGGUGACUUGUUCUCCGCAUUGACCGGAACCAUGGACAUGAUCAGAGGGGCCUACGCUUGUGUUGCCAUGUUGGCUGGAUAUGGUAUUAUUGGGUUCCGUGACCCAAACGGUAUUAGACCUUUAUUAUAUGGGGAAAGAACUAACAAAAAUGGAACCACCGAUUACAUGUUGGCUUCUGAAUCAGUGGUCUUAAAGGCUCAUGGAUUUGACAAGUUCCGUGAUAUUAAGCCGGGUGAAGCGGUUAUCAUCACCAAGGACGGUGCUAAGCCAGAAUUCCGUCAAGUUAUGGCUCCAAAAAUUUUCGCACCUGAUAUUUUCGAAUAUGUUUAUUUCGCCAGACCAGAUUCUGUCUUGGAUGGUGUUUCCGUAUAUAGGUCCAGAAUUGACAUGGGGGUCAAGUUGGCUGAGAAAAUUCAAAGAUCAUUAUCUGCCGAUGAAAAAAUCGAUGUGGUUAUUCCAGUUCCUGACACUGCCCGUACUUCUGCCUUCCAAUGUUCCGUAUCAUUAAAUGUUCCAUACAGAGAAGGGUUCGUUAAGAACAGAUAUGUUGGAAGAACCUUCAUUAUGCCUGAUCAACAAGAACGUAGAUCAUCCGUGAGAAGAAAAUUGAACGCCAUGGACUCCGAGUUCCAAGGCAGAAACGUCUUGUUAGUUGAUGAUUCUAUUGUUAGAGGUACCACCUCCAAGGAAAUCGUAGCCAUGGCUAGAGAAGCUGGUGCCAAGAAGGUUUUCUUUGCUUCUUGUGCCCCACCAAUUAGAUUCAACCACAUUUACGGUAUAGAUUUGGCUGACACUAAGGCAUUGGUUGGUUUCAACCGUGAUGAAGAUGAAAUCGCCAGUGUUAUUGGUGCCGAUAAGGUUAUUUAUCAAGACUUGGAAGAUUUAAUUGACUGUUGUAAGCGUGAUGAAAUACAAGAAUUUGAAGUCGGGGUAUUUAAUGGGAAGUAUGUUACUGGUAUUGAAGAUAACUAUAUUCAAGAAUUGGAAAAAGUUAGAGCUCAAAAUCAAAGAAUGAAGGAGUAUAGAGCCAGAGGUAUGAGUUUGGAUACUAAUGUUGAUCAAGAAUUUGUUGAUGUUAAGCCUGAUGUUGAUAUUAGUAUUCACAACAGUGGGGAUUAUAAUGAAUAGGUAAGUAUGAUAUAGACUAUGUAAUUAACAAUAUGUACACUUUGCAUUACUUGUAUAUUAUAUUUUGUUGUAUAGAGAGAAAAGUGGCUUUUAGCGAGGCAGGGAGUGAGUGAGUGAGUGAUAUCUUGUUGCCGGACCAACCCAAAUUUGCCCUUAUCUUCAUGGGGUGAACCUGGUAGAAUAUACCUCUCCUCCCCCGCCUUACUCCCUAAUUUCAUUAUUAAGAGAUAACAGGGUGUAGAUGUUCUAGAAGUUCAAAAAUUUCAGUUGCUUAACCUAAGGCGUGAAUCGUAUCAGAAAGGAAUCAUCGAUUGUUGUGUAUCUUAAUAAUAAACUUUAGAUCCCACAACAAUAGAAAAACACCACAACAACGCGUGCGUGUAAAGAUAACACAACGUGUGUUGAUAUAAGCCAGAGACUUCCACAAAGAUAUACGAGGGUGGGUACCCCAUUAGAAGUUUAUUUGGUGUGUUACACACAUGUAUUAGGUUGCCCCACUUCACGUCUUAAAGUUAAGAUUAAGAUUUAGAGUAUCUAACGUUUGUCUAAUAUGGACGCGAUCUUCAAACAUGUUGAAUGCCACAUUUAAAUUGCAACCUGAGACACGCCAACUGAAAACGGCCCAAGUUUUACUGUUUUUGACAGCAACAAUAAGAUUG